AUGCAGAAUUGCACCGGACAAUUUAGGUCCUUUUUUAAAAGCGGAUUACACUAUGGUCUUAGUAGAAGCCGAGGUCUUGGAUUCAGGUUGCCAAGGUCCAAUUUUUCAUCGUUGACAUAUUCGAAGGAAGUAUCGAAUGCUCUCUCAAAUGGACUUCCUUUAGUUGCUUUAGAAUCCACCAUUAUCACACAUGGAAUGCCCUAUCCUGAGAACCAGAAGAUGGCAUUGGAAGUCGAAAAUGCUGUUAGGAAGUCUGGCGCUGUGCCCGCUACAAUUGCCAUAAUUGACGGAAAGUGUACAAUAGGUUUGGAAGAAUUAGAAUUGCAACGUUUGGCCAAGAUUGGUCCACUUGCUCGAAAAGUAUCUCGUAGAGAUCUGAGCUAUAUUACGUCUCAGAAGCUGAAUGGCGGAACCACAGUUGCUUCAACCAUGAUUUUAGCUGAAAAGGCUGGCAUUGAUGUUUUUGCAACUGGUGGAAUCGGCGGAGUUCACAGAGGUGCUGAAACUACAAUGGACAUCUCGGCAGAUUUGAUCGAGUUAGGACGCACCAGAGUGGGUGUUGUGUGUGCUGGCGUUAAAAGCAUUUUGGAUAUUGGCAAAACGCUAGAAGUAUUAGAAACACAAGGUGUUCCCGUAGUAACUCUUGGACCCAAAAAUUCCUCCUUUCCUGCUUUUUUUUCUCGAGAAUCUUCUUUCAAAAGUCCAAUGUGUCUGGAAUCUCCCGAAGAAGUUGCGGCUUUGCUUUACCAAAACAUGAAACUUAAUCUACAGUGUGGUACCCUUAUUGCAGUUCCUACUCCAAAAAAAUGCUCUAUAAGCUAUCCAGAAAUGGAAUCCUUCAUCGAUUUAUCUUUAAGGAAAUGCGAAGAACAAAGGAUUUUUGGAAAAGACGUUACUCCCUUUCUUCUUGGCCAACUGUUCCACUUGACCAAAGGAAAGAGUUUAAGCACGAAUAUCGACUUAGUCUUAAACAAUGCAAGAAAUGCCGCUUCUAUUUCUUCAUCCUUGGUUUCACAUAAGCAGAAAAGUUCUUUUGUCCCCCAAUAUAAAUCAAACACAGCUUGUUUGGGGCCUUUUUCGAAAAACGCCGCUUUGUUUUCGCCUGAGACAAGGGAAAGUUUAGGAUCCAAAAACCCGAAGGUGAUCGCAAUUGGUAGUGUAUCAGUUGAUUCGGUACUUACACUCGAAGGUGAACAUUCUUCCGAACUAUUGGGUACUUCAUAUCCUUGUCGUACAGUGCAAAGUUUUGGCGGAGUAGCCCAUAAUAUUGCAAUGGCUUCUUCGUUGAUGGGAGUUCCUACCAAACUGAUUAGCUGCAUAGGUAGUGACUCAGUACCUACGACAGCCAUUCAAAGUUAUCUUGGUAAAUCUGAAAUACAGUAUAAGUUAAUUGAGAAACAAGACUUCUCGUCUUGUUCAUAUACUGCAGUCAAUAAUCGUCAAGGAAGUCUCCUUCUAGCAGGUGCUGACAUGUCAAUUAUGGAACAAUUGGCUUAUAAAGAUCUUGAAAAAGCUCUCGAUGAUUCGGAUUAUAUUUGUUUUGAUGGAAAUAUUUCUUCGUCCCUGAUGCAUGAUAUUGCACUUCAUAAAAGAGGCGGUCAAAAAAUUAUAUUCGAACCGACCAGUGGUCCUAAAUGCGUAAAGAUAAUGGAUACGUUUGAAAACUCUUCCAUCGAUUAUAUCACACCAAAUCUGUAUGAGUUGAAUAUAUUAUUUGAAGCUAUAAAGCAGCGAGGUUUAUGUGAUAUGGACAAAUGGUGGGCAACUAUUAAUUCAUAUGGAAUAACUUCUUCUUUUUAUACACAGAUUGAAAGAUUGUCAAAAGCAGCUGACUUCAAAGACCUGACAGAGAAUGGAAUUCUACAAAAGUGUCUACAUAUACUUCCAUUUGUUAAAAAUAUAAUUGUUAAAUUGGGUUCUAAAGGAACGUUAUUGGUAAGCUCCGAUGAAGUUAAGGGGCUUUCAAUAAAUUCGAGCAGUCUUUGUACGCCUGGCAAGGUACUCAUAAAGUAUUACCCUGCCCCGAGUGUAAUUAAAAAUUGCGUUAACGCAAGUGGUACAGGAGAUACAUUUGUUGGAGUUCUGACUGCAUUAAUAUCUCGAAAUAAGGGAAUGGACGACGCGAUAAACAUUGCUCAAAAAGCAGCGGGUAUGAGCUUACAAAGUAACGCAUCAGUUAGCGAAGAAAUCAAAUGCCUUGUGAAUGAAUAA
Messenger RNA from Schizosaccharomyces osmophilus, 2211 nucleotides. RefSeq names its product bifunctional pseudouridylate synthase/pseudouridine kinase. The record is from RefSeq and is a predicted model, not a curated record. NCBI's taxonomy places the organism in Eukaryota, Fungi, Ascomycota, Schizosaccharomycetes, Schizosaccharomycetales, Schizosaccharomycetaceae. Gene Ontology annotation, molecular function: kinase activity; pseudouridylate synthase activity. Bases 1 to 2211 code for a protein of 736 amino acids. The transcript has 3 exons.